Molecule: messenger RNA, 498 nt
Organism: Cladophialophora carrionii CBS 160.54
Lineage: Eukaryota; Fungi; Ascomycota; Eurotiomycetes; Chaetothyriales; Herpotrichiellaceae
Exons: 3
Coding region: 1-498 (165 amino acids)
Source: RefSeq, a predicted model, not a curated record
AUGUCUCCUCAUCCUGACAUUGUCGAUCAAAUACUUACGCGCACCAAAACCAAGGACAUGGGUACAGCAACUACACAGUCAGGCAUCGAGCCGCCCUCGGGUAUCCAGGGCAAAGGAACAGUGGACGAGCCGUACGAUCAAGGCAAUGCGCCAGAGGAGAUAGGCGUGCAGUCAGGCCAAGAGCCGCUCUCGGGCGUGCAAGGCAAGGGCACAGCAGCGGAGCCCUAUGAUCAAGGAAAUGCUGGAGAGAGCACCGCGUCCUCACAACCGACCAAUACCUCCAACUCGAACGGAUCUCUAGACCCGAAAGCCGCUUCGAACAAGGCUACUGACGAGCAAGCGCACCCAUCCAGAAAACGUAGCGAGCAGCGUGAUGUUAGUCCAGGUACAAUGCCGGACGGCUCGCACGCGAGGACGAGUGGUGACCGCGGAGAGAGUUAUGAACCUUCCAAGGGACUCAACAGACUUAAGGGGAAGUUAGGGAUGGGAAAGCAUUAA